AUGCGUGGUAGUCCAGCUGCUGCUCUAAACCAAGGUACUACACCAAAUAAUCUCCGUUCCUUAUUUUGCUUACCUGAAGAUUAUGAGGGGAACAUGGAGAUGAUCAAGAAGUCUUCUUAUGGUGCCAUGAAACUGCUUAGAGUCUUAGAUCUACAGCGUGUAAAAUCUAUACCUAAUAGCUUGCUCAAGCAGAUUGGAAAACUCAUCCUCCUUACAUACUUGAACUUACGUGGCACCAACAUCAAAGAGCUUCCAUCUUCAAUAGGAGACUUGCGAAAUCUACAAACUCUCAAUUUACAAUAUACUCCUCUCAGACAGUUGCCUCAGACAAUAAUGAAACUGAAACAGCUUAGAAAUCUUGUUUUCUUUUCUACAUCUGACGAUGGAACCCAGAGCUUCGAUUACCCUCUCGAUCACAUGAUGGACUUGCAGAUACUAAUGCUAAAUGAAGGCAAAUGGAUUGACGGUAGCCUCGAAAAGUUGACUAAUCUGAGAGCUUUAAGUAUAAAUUCAUCUGGAAGUAUGUCUCCAUACAAAGAGGCAUUGUUAAAUGCCCUCCCCAGAUUGAACCACCUUCGAUGCCUUCAACUGGUAGAUUGGACACGGAUCGGAGGCAAUGAGGCAGUAGUCCUUCCUGUUUCAUUUUCUGGCCACUUGGAGCUCUAUCAUAUGGAUUUGGUCGGAAUAUCUGGAAUCCUAGAUUUUCACCCAAAUCUCACCACCUUAUCAUUUAAUUCACCUGGUGGACAAGGGAUAGACGAACUGAUGGUGAACCUAAAGAAGUUACCCAAACUAAGGUGCCUCGACUUGACUAGUGUUGGUGAUCUUGGAUCCAACGUCAUUUUCUCUGCUGAUGGGUUUCGUCAACUUGAGGAAUUGGUACUAACGAAAUGGGAGGAGUUCACAGUGGAGGAAGGAGCAUUACCAAACCUAAGGGUUUUAAAUAUUGUAGCCGGUAAGUUAAAAAUGCUUCCAUAUGGGUUGAAACAAGUGGUCACUCUUCAGGAACUUACCUUGGGAUUAAUGUCAGAUGAGCUUCAAGACAGGGUUCGAAAAGAUGCAGGAGAAGAUUGGGAUAUUAUUAAACACAUACCCUCCAUUAAGAUUGAUGAAUCUAAAGGUCGUUUCAUCCUUCCCAACGCUUGUCAAUAUGAAAUUGAUUCUUGGUGUUGA
Molecule: messenger RNA, 1173 nt
Organism: Macadamia integrifolia
Lineage: Eukaryota; Viridiplantae; Streptophyta; Magnoliopsida; Proteales; Proteaceae
Product: putative disease resistance protein At1g58400
Exons: 1
Coding region: 1-1173 (390 amino acids)
Source: RefSeq, a predicted model, not a curated record